AAGUUUGUAGGCGUGUGACACACGGAGUGAAUCUCCUCACAGAUGAGAAAGAACAUCCGAAAGGAGCAGUCUGAUGUUGGCUCUUCGAAAAGGCAGUCUUAGGGAAGACCUGAUUGAUGAAGUCCCCUUGAUGAAGUGGCCACGGCUGCACUGGCAGGGUAACAUCAUCGAAACACCGGAUGAGCAGGGGCCCUCCUAGUGUUGGCGAACCGAGAUUUCUUGGACUCAGUGCUGUCCAUGAUAGAUAGUACCAGUCCUGUGAUUGUUAGUACCAACCUUAAGAGAUCUUUUCUCAACAUUGUCGUCUGUGAAAACAUACAGAGCCAAGCAGGAAAAGGACAGCUCAUCUCUGACUCACUAAUGAAACCGUUUCUUGCAAAUGGAUUAUUUAACGCUCAUAGUAGCCACUCAGAUUCACAUAUUGAUCUAGCACCCUGCUGAUCUGAUAAGCCGUCCCUCUUCUUCCAUUUGUACGCACAUAUUCUGCCACUUUUAGCACUAACAAGGAAUAGGAAAUGUGCUGAUGGGACAUUCUCGGUUUGCUGAAGUUUCCUUUAGAGUGAAGUGAUAUCCAGCACAGACAACACCUGUAAACUAAAUCCCAUCUGGAGCCAAUUAGCCUCAUCCCUGCAACAAAAAGCAAGCACGCCAUUGUGUGGCCUUGCACACGUCGGCUGUUUUUAUUCGUUGUGGCAGCCUGUUGUGUCAUGUUCCAUCUCCUCACGCCACAGCGGUUGAGGGCCGGAUUAGAUCUGACAGGUCUAAAAUAAACAGGCCCGUCAUUUCGAUCCCUUCAGGAGCUGAUAGACCCCGGCUGUGUCCGGAUUGGCCCACUUGUGUCAAUUUGCAUCCAGAUGCGUGUCCGUCACACGGCCGAGGGUCGCUCCCAGGGUUGACUUUGACCUUAUUCGUCUACACUGAGAUCGCUGUCCCAAUCUGGCCAAUCUUUCUGUCCACCCCACCCUCCAGACAGCCUGCAAGUUCUGCCGUCGCCCUCCCUGGAGGAUGAGCGAUGCUUCCACGCUGGACUAUGAGCUGCUUUCUUCGGGGCCUUCUUUCUUAGGGGUCCCCAGCAGCCCACCUCAUGGCGUGGACACCGAACAAAGGACAGGCUUCGCUUUCGUAGGCCUCCUGAUGCUCUUUUUGAUUUUUCUGUUGGUGCGAUGCUUCCGCAUUCUGCUGGAUCCGUACAGCCGUAUGCCCGCUUCAUCCUGGACAGACCACAAGGACGGAUUCGAGAGGGGCCAGUUCGACUACGCCCUGGUGUAAACACCCAGGGACCUUAACCCUUCGCCUUAAGCCUGUAGCACAACUGGGCUCUUGGUAGCUACUUUCUCACCACAUUGAAAUGAACAGGGUUGACCAUUUCUCAAUUUACGCUGUAGAUAUUUCCUCAGGGCACAAGCACCGUACAAAAUAUAGAUAUAUAGACGGUCUAUUAAUUGAGGCUGCCCUGCAUGAAACUCACUGUGAACUCUUCCAAUGGUUGGCCACUCUAGAUACUUCGUAAAAACUAAAGAUAUAUCAUCAUUGUGGACAUUAUGAAUCCAAAAUUUUCAACCCCAUACAGAACCUAAUCAGGGUAUAUGGCAUAUUUAAUGUUGUGUUUAGCUUGAUUUUAAGCGGAAAUCUACACUAAAUGCACCUCUGCCAUACAUCUCACGUACCUACUGCCUUUCACAGACCAUUUCUGUGAUUUAUAUUCUUUAAGAUGUCCUGGAUCUUUCCUCCCUAAGAUGUUUACAGGAGCAAAAACCCUUUAAUACUUCACAUCCUAAGUGUCAGUCUGUGUUACGUUUAGUUCUUUCAUGACUAUGUUGUCUUUAAGGAUUAUAUGUAUGUAUGCCAUAUGUUCUCUUGUGCCAAGCCCUCUUAAACUAGGGAACUAAUGAGAUAUGCGACACAAAUGCUUUAUUUUUGUAUUUUGAUUUAGAGUUCCCUUUGGCUAGCAUGCCAUUUCCAAUUUGUAGCUCUGAAAUUCUCUGAUUGAACAAAAUGUGCUAUAUGUGAUGUGCCAAGAAUAUCGUGCGACGCAACUAUCUGCAUUACUUUGUCAGUUUUGUAAGUAAAUUGGAUAUUUUCCUAAUUCGUUUUUGUUAAGAUGGUGCAAUUCUGUACAAUAAAACAGGGUUUAUUCA
Molecule: messenger RNA, 2138 nt
Organism: Triplophysa rosa
Lineage: Eukaryota; Metazoa; Chordata; Actinopteri; Cypriniformes; Nemacheilidae
Product: cortexin-1-like
Exons: 3
Coding region: 1006-1269 (87 amino acids)
Source: RefSeq, a predicted model, not a curated record